CAGCAUAUCUCUCUUUGUUGUGUUCUGCUGAGUACAUGUCAUGCAGCAUAAAGGGGAGCUGUGAGACAGAGUUCAGUCUUGUAAGUUAAUCAUUAUUUUUCUACAGUGCCUUUUAAAAGCGAUCAGGACACGGCAGGAUUUCCCACUGACAAACAGCCACCAUGAAGCUCAGAGAGCGUUUCUCCGUUUGCAUCCUGCUGGUACUUUGUGUGACGUGGAGCGCAGAUGGAGGGAAUAUUCUGGUGUGGUACACUGAAGGCAGCCACUGGAUUAACAUGAAGCCUGUGCUGGAGACGCUGGUGGACAGGGGACACCAGGUGACUGUUUUGGUACCAAGCACGUCCAUGUACAUGAACAAGAGUGAACCUUCCCGCUUCAGCUACGAACCCUUCAAUGUCUCUGUCUCAAAGGAGGACAUGCAAAGGAUGAUGGAAAAGGCGUUGUACUUCUCCAUAUACGAGAUGCCUCAUAUGAGCUACUUAGAAAUAUACAUCAAAUUCAUGAGCAUAAUAAAGGACAACAUGCAAUACUCUUUGAAGUUUCUGGAUGGCGUGCUGAAAUCAGAGACCACAAUGAAGAGGCUGAAGGAGAGAAAAUAUGACCUUCUCCUGGCUGACCCCAUCUUCCCUGGCAGUGACCUAACUGCAGACAUUUUGGGCCUCCCCCUGGUUUUCUCCCUGCGCUUUUCCAUGGCCCAUAACUGGGAGAGACUGUGUGGUCAGCUACCUGCUCCACCUUCUUUUGUCCCCGGCGCUGUGAGCAAACUGACGGACAAGAUGGACUUCAUGGAGAGAGUGUGGAACUUCCUCUUCUACACACUGCAGGAUGCUGUAUUUAAUUACAUUUUUUGGCCAGAAUUAGAUAAAUAUUACUCUGAAGUCAAAGAUGGCAGCCACUGGAUUAACAUGAAGCCUGUGCUGGAGACGCUGGUGGACAGGGGACACCAGGUGACUGUUUUGGUUCCGAGCGCAUCAAUGUUCAUGAACAAAAGUGAGCCUUCCCGCUUCAGCUACGAACCCUUCAACGUCUCUGUCUCAGUGGAGGACAUGCAAAGGAUGAUGGAAAAAAUGCUUCACUUUUCAAUAUAUGAGAUGCCUCAUAUGAGCUACUUAGAAAUAUACAUCAAAUUCACAAGUAUGAUAAAGGACAACAUGCAGUACUCUUUGAAGUUUCUGGAUGGCGUGCUGAAAUCAGAGACCACAAUGAAGAGGCUAAAGGAGGGAAAAUAUGACCUUCUCCUGGCUGACCCCAUCUACCCCGGCAGUGACUUAACAGCAGACAUUUUGGGCCUCCCCCUGGUUUUCUCCCUGCGCUUUUCCAUGGCCCAUAACUGGGAGAGACUGUGUGGUCAGCUACCUGCUCCACCUUCUUUUGUCCCCGGCGCUAUGAGCAAACUGACGGACAAGAUGGACUUCAUGGAGCGAGUGUGGAACUUCCUCUUCUAUGCAUUGCAGGAUGCUUUGUUUGAUUACACUCUUUGGUCAGAUUUAGAUAAAUAUUACUCUGAAGUCAAAGGAAAACCCACCAGUGCCUGUGAGAUGAUGGGUAGAGCAGACAUCUGGUUGCUGCGAACCUACUGGAAUUUUGAUUUCCCUCGUCCGUUCCUCCCCAACUUCAAAUUUGUUGGUGGGAUCCACUGCAAACCUGCUAAACCAUUACCAAAGGAUAUGGAAAAGUUUGUGCAGAGUUCUGGAGACGCUGGCAUCGUGGUCUUCACUUUGGGAUCAUUCAUCAAGAACAUCACCAUGGAGAAGUCAAACAUGAUCGCAUCGGCCCUCGCUCAGAUCCCACAAAAGGUGCUGUGGAGAUACAGUGGAGCAAAACCAGAGACUCUGGGUGCCAACACUAGGUUAUACGACUGGAUCCCUCAGAAUGACCUACUGGGUCACCCCAAGACCAGAGCUUUCAUCACCCAUGGUGGCUCAAAUGGGAUUUAUGAGGCCAUCUACCACGGUGUCCCCAUGGUGGGCAUCCCCCUGUUCGGUGACCAGCCAGACAACAUGGUCCAUAUGAAGGCUAAAGGAGUUGCUACUACUGUGGAAUUGAACUUUAUGAAGACAGAGGACCUGAGAGAUGCAAUCAAUACUGUCAUCAAUGACAAAUUGUACAAGGAAAACGCCAUGCGGCUGUCCAGUAUCCACCAUGACAGACCAGUGAGCCCUCUGGAUGAGUCAGUAUUCUGGAUCGAGUUCACCAUGAGAAACAAAGGGGCCCAGCACCUAAGGGUCCAGGCCCAUGAGCUUACCUGGUACCAGUAUCACAGCCUGGAUGUCCUGGUCUUCCUCCUAACCAUGGUUUUGCUCCUCAUAAUCAUCUUCAUCAAGACCUGCAGGUUCUGUUUACGAGUGUGCUGUGGCAGAAAGGGAAAGACAAAGAGAAAGGCUGAAUAACUGACUUAAUUCAAAUGCAGCUGUCUAAAGCACAGAUGAGUGAAAAAAAAUAAAAUAAGUGUCCAGUUGGCCUAAAGCAUGUGAUGAACCACAAUGCCCCAGCUGGAACUAAGUUGCUCAGGACAAUUGUCACUGCAACUAAUUGACGCAUAGAAACUUAAGAGAAAUUUCAACAACACAGAUUUACAUCUAGCAGAUGACUGGACAAUAUACGGUCAGUGUGCUAAAUUGUGGCCAAAUUACUGCACAAGGCAGCUUUAAUUUUGGAUACAAAUGUUUAUCUCUAAUUUUCCAAUCUGCUAAAACAGUACCUUCCAGUAAAAUCUGGACUUGUUGGAUUUGACAAAAAACCUAAUCAUAUAUAAGUCACAGAUCCUCUCCACACAUGUCACAUGAACUACAAAUUGAAUUGAGUCUAUGACUGGUGAAUGUUCCACUUCUCAAUGCUGGUUCACUUGCCUUACACAUAAAGAUGACUACAUAACAUCAUACAGGGAAGUGAUCCAAUACCUUUCUCUCUUAAGAGGAGAGAUGAAAUAAUAUCUCCUGCUGUGUCUUUGUGAAUGAAUGUAUUUGCAAAUUGGCAAAAAAAAAAAAAUGGCAGUUUUGUUGUGUCUCUAAAAAUAAAAGUGUAUGGUUUGGACCUGCUCUUUUUGAAAAA
This is a messenger RNA of Acanthopagrus latus (yellowfin seabream), 3051 nucleotides long. Its product is annotated as UDP-glucuronosyltransferase 2A1-like. The coding region runs from base 162 to 2390 and encodes 742 amino acids. The transcript is spliced from 8 exons. NCBI's taxonomy places the organism in Eukaryota, Metazoa, Chordata, Actinopteri, Spariformes, Sparidae. The record is from RefSeq and is a predicted model, not a curated record. Gene Ontology annotation, molecular function: UDP-glycosyltransferase activity.